CUUUAGUAGGACAUGCACUUGCCAAUUGCAAGAUUUUGAUCUUUAGCCACCCCGCCAGCAUAGGGGCAAGGGUUGUUCAUCAUUUUGCACCGUUGCUACCUCUGGGAAACAUCACUAGUCUGACGAGAGCAGACCAGGACAUGGCUGCGUUUUUUAUAGCUGACAGAAUAGAUAUUGAGCCUGAGAAUGUGCAAAAUUUGAUUUGUUGGGGAAUCAAUUCCUCUAUACAACACGUGGACAUCACUCAUGGCUGGAUUGAGCCCGAUAAUCAAGCUGUGUGUGCUAGAAUUGGCAAUGACAACUGGGUGAUGGUAGAAUUGACCGGAGCGAUUCGCAACUGUAGAAUGGAUAUCCGGACAAAACCUACGAGGACUACGUAUAUAAACAAUGUUGCUACUUCUCUAUGCAAUCACAUUUGGGACGGGUACUCCGGAACUCCAGCGGAUCAAUGGGUUUCCGUUGGGAUAUUUUCAACCGGCGCAUACAAUGUGCCCCAAAACGCAUUUGCCUCCUUCCCAGCAACUUGUCAACCUUGGAGGAGGGUGGAACAUCGUUGGAGGUCUCCCCAUUGUGGACUUCUUGUAUAUGAAUGCGGUCCAAGCAAGAGAACAUUAUGUUUAAUUUCAUGAGGAAGC
Molecule: messenger RNA, 635 nt
Organism: Syzygium oleosum
Lineage: Eukaryota; Viridiplantae; Streptophyta; Magnoliopsida; Myrtales; Myrtaceae
Product: malate dehydrogenase, cytoplasmic-like
Exons: 5
Coding region: 141-629 (162 amino acids)
Biological process (GO): oxaloacetate metabolic process; tricarboxylic acid cycle; malate metabolic process
Molecular function (GO): L-malate dehydrogenase (NAD+) activity
Source: RefSeq, a predicted model, not a curated record